Kwoniella shivajii is the source of this 396-nucleotide messenger RNA. RefSeq lists its product as uncharacterized. The transcript has a single exon. The coding region runs from base 1 to 396 and encodes 131 amino acids. The record is from RefSeq and is a predicted model, not a curated record. Lineage: Eukaryota; Fungi; Basidiomycota; Tremellomycetes; Tremellales; Cryptococcaceae.
AUGGAUUCACCACCUUCAUAUCCUUCUCCCCCACCAUACUCACUCCUCGGCUCAAAUCCAUCGCCUAUACAUAUUGAAAGUCCUCCUAUCGUCAAUUCAAUGAUCGACAUACCACUGCUACCAACACGGGUUAUCACACCCCUCGAACCAAUUUCAGAUUUCCGUACAGAGCUCAAUUACCGUCGAGCAUUGGAGGAUUAUCAACGACAAUUGUCCCCUUCAAACUGGGGCAAGUAUAGACACGGUCAAUUGAUUUCGCUUUUCAAUUGUGAGGAUGAGCAUACUUGGCAAGAAUGGCUGAAAUGGUUUGUAGAAUUCAUGUCUUCUCCAGAAGAGCUGGUGGUCCAUGGUCGAGGUAGAGGAGUGGGUAUCAUGGGUCCUCAUGGGGCAUUCUGA